Messenger RNA from Gossypium raimondii (Peruvian cotton), 1515 nucleotides. RefSeq names its product putative leucine-rich repeat receptor-like serine/threonine-protein kinase At2g14440. The transcript is spliced from 8 exons. NCBI's taxonomy places the organism in Eukaryota, Viridiplantae, Streptophyta, Magnoliopsida, Malvales, Malvaceae. Gene Ontology annotation, molecular function: protein binding. The record is from RefSeq and is a predicted model, not a curated record. Bases 1 to 1515 code for a protein of 504 amino acids.
AUGUAUGUCUCUAUCUUCCUCCCAUGGCUGCUUACCAUUCCUUUCUUGGUCCAUUCAUCCCCUGAUCAGCAACCUAAAGGUUUGUUGAUAAAUUGUGGCUCCGACGUUAAACAAACGGUAAAGGAAACCGGCCUGACGUAUAUUCCCGACGACGGUUUUACAUUUUCCGGCAACAAAACAUCUCUUGACGCCAAAAAUUUGCUUCCCAUAUUAAGCACGCUCCGAUACUUUCCCGACAAGGUAGCAAGGAAAUACUGCUACACGUUCCAAGCCAUUAAAGGGUCGAAAUAUCUAGUGAGAACCAUCUACUAUUACGGUGGUUUUGAUGGUGGGAAAGAGCCGCCGGUGUUUGAUCAGAUCGUCGGAGGGACGAAAUGGAGUGUCGUUAAUACGACGGAGGAUUACGCUAAUGGACUUUCUUCGUAUUAUGAGAUCAUCCUUGUUGCUCACAUUAAGACCCUUAGCGUUUGCAUCGCGAGAAAUAACCAAACAGUUUCUAGCCCUUUUAUAUCCGCCAUUGAAGUGAUUUCUCUCGAUGAUUCGAUGUAUAAUUCCACCGAUUUAGGUGCUUAUGCGCUUGUUACGGUGGCGAGAAGUAGCUUUGGGAAUGAAGAUACCAUCAGCUUUCCUGAAGAUCCAUAUUAUCGAUUGUGGCAACCAUUCAAGGAUGACAGUACUGAUGUUGUUUCGAGUCAAUCGAGCAUAACCACUUCGGAGUUUUGGAACAAGCCGCCGGCCAAAGCAUUUGCGACGGCAAUAACGAUGAGCACCACGAAGAAACUCGAUGUCCAGUGGCCACCAGGGUUGCUUCCAAGCACCAGAUACCACGUUUCAUUAUAUUUUCGUGACGAUAGAAACUCAAAGACAAAUACAUGGAGAGUCUUUAGCAUUUUGGUAAAUGGAAAAACUUUCUAUAGUAAUCUCAAUGUCACAACCGAUGGUGUGACUGUGUAUGCACCAAAUUGGCCUCUAUCAGGGAAAACACUAAUCAGCUUGAUCCCUGAUACUAAAAGUUCCAUUGCACCUUUGAUCAAUGCCGGUGAAAUCUAUCAACUUAUGCCCCUCGGUGGAAGGACACUACCACAAGACGUGAUGGCAAUGGAAGAACUUGCAAGAGGCUUUGACAACCCACCACUUGAUUGGAGUGGUGAUCCAUGUCUCCCCCGAGAGAACUCGUGGACCGGAGUUUCGUGUUCCCAAGAAAAAAUGCCUCGAAUUAUCGCUCUGCAACUUACCAACCUUGGGCUAACUGGAAUUCUAGCUCCAACAGUAAACAAUUUAACUGCACUCCAUCACCUUUGGUUAGGGGAUAAUCAAAUAUCAGGUUCCAUCCCAGAGAUGAACUCAGUGGAUCAGCUUGAAACUUUGCAUUUGGAGAGUAACAAUUUUACAGGGCCAAUCCCCAAAUCAUUAGCCACACUUCAGUACCUUCGUGAGAUAUUCCUUCAGCAUAACAAACUUGAUGGUCCAAUCCCUCAAGAACUACAAGGGAGAAAGGGCUUACAUAUUCUGUAA